This is a messenger RNA of Entamoeba invadens IP1, 845 nucleotides long. RefSeq names its product PH domain containing protein. The record is from RefSeq and is a predicted model, not a curated record. The transcript has 2 exons. Lineage: Eukaryota; Evosea; Mastigamoebida; Endamoebidae. The annotation marks the transcript as partial.
AUGGCGGAAGACCAAGAGAGUUUACAUGUAUCAGUAGAGAGUUUAAGGCCAAACCUGUAUGAAGGGUGGGGGAAGAAACAAGGAGGAGCAGUGAAGACGUGGAAGAAGCGCUGGUUUGUGUUGAAAGAGAAUCGGUUGUGGUAUUUUGCGUCGAAGACGGCGACGUCAGCGAAAGGGUUUAUAGAGUUAAUACCUGGAACGGAAACAAAAGAUGUUAGUGAGAACAAGAAGUUUAUGUUUUCGAUCAAUUCUCGGAACUUGAAAGGCCCACGAGUAUUUUUCAUAGUGACUGAAAAUUCGAUCGAUCAUGAAUCAUUUUUCAAUGCGGUACGGAAAGCACUCACGAAGACAACACCGACAGCACCUGCUGUAACAACACAAACUAAUGUGUCUACGCCAAAUGCACCACAAAAUUCAGCGAGUGCAGCGCCACAAGCGCCUGUUGUUGCAACGGCGCCAGUGACACAAAACACAACGAGUGUAUCGAUUCAAGGAGCGUUACAGGCGAAAUGUGAUGGCAGAAAGAAUAUAGCGAAAGUGAAAGCAAAGAUCCCAUGGUUACAAGCUGAAGGAGAGAAUGUAGUUGAAUUUUGGAAAUAUUGGAUGGAUUCGACACCACAACCUGAUGCGCUUGAGCCUGGACAAUCGAUUCAAUAUAUGCUUGUUGUUUCAGGAAACACCGACAAGUUGUCGUGGCGAGUGUAUGGCCCACAAGGUGCAUUGAUUCAAAAUAUGGUGGAUUUCUUUUGGAAUGUUGGUGCACCAGAUGAAGAGAUAGAUCAUUUAAACAGUCUUGGGUGUCAAAUUAAUCCAAGUGAAAUUGGGUCAUGGAUUGACAUGAGUGU